This is a messenger RNA of Lycium barbarum (goji berry), 9745 nucleotides long. RefSeq names its product putative pentatricopeptide repeat-containing protein At1g12700, mitochondrial. The record is from RefSeq and is a predicted model, not a curated record. Lineage: Eukaryota; Viridiplantae; Streptophyta; Magnoliopsida; Solanales; Solanaceae. The transcript is spliced from 3 exons. The coding region runs from base 21 to 1898 and encodes 625 amino acids. Gene Ontology annotation, molecular function: protein binding.
AUACUAGCACAGUUUUAACUAUGUGCCAAACGCCCCUAAAAUUUGAAGCGAGGAAAACCCCGACUCCCACCUGGGCUUCUUGUCCGAACACUAUGGUUCCACGAACUUCCAAUCAUAUAGCUCGUUAUGCAGCUUCUACUAAAAGUGGUAAGCUUUUUUCAUCUACUAUAUUCAUUGCCCCAACCCCAGAUAAUAAUAAUUCCCUUGACAAGUUCCUCAAAUAUGACUGUAAAUCAGGUAAAAUCCACAUUAAGGAUGCACUUAAUCACUUUGAUAACAUGCUUCAUAUGCAACCCCCACCACCCACUUCAUCAUUUAACCUCUUGUUAGGUGCACUUGCCAAAACCAAGAACUAUAAAGAUGUUCUCUUAUUGUAUAAUAAGAUGGUUGAUGAUAAUUAUUCAACUGAUUUUAUUACACUUAACAUUUUGCUUAACAGUUUUUGUAGUAUCAAAGAAGUGGGGUUUGGGUUUGGUGUGUUAGGUGGUAUUAUUAAGAGGGGUUAUAAUCCAAAUGUGGUAACUUUUACGUCGUUGAUUAAAGGGUUUUUUGUUGAAAAUAAGAUUAAUGAGGCGGUGGGGUUGUUCAAGAAAAUGGUUGAAUUGGGAUAUAAGCCUCAUGUUAAGACUUGGGGUACAUUGAUUAAUGGUUUAUGUAGGAGUGGGAAUGCCGAGAGGGCGUUGAUUUUGCAUCAAGAAAUGUCAAAAGGGAAUGUUCUUUUUGGUGUUCAAUUUAGGCCGAAUGUUGUUUCGUAUAGCAUGAUAAUUGAUGGUCUUUGUAAGGAAGGUUUGGUAGCUAAGGCGGUUAAGGUGUUUUUGGAGAUGAAGGAGAAAAGAAUCUACCCGGAUGUGGUGGUAUACGGCUCUUUGGUUCAUGGUUUGUCUGUUGCUGGUGAGUGGGAGGAAGCGAAGGCUUUUUUUAAUGAAAUGGUAGAUCAAGGUAUUCGUCCUAAUGUUGUGACCUUCAAUGUUUUGAUGAGUGCCCUUUGCAAGGAAGGGAAAAUCGAAGAAGCAAGUAAGUUGUUGGACUUGAUGGUUCAAAGGGGUGAAAAACCUGAUUCUUUUACAUAUAACACAUUGAUGGAUGGAUUUUGCUUAGAGGGGAAAGUUGAUAAUGCAAGGCAAUUGUUUGUUUCAAUGGCAGCUAAGGGUGAGGAACGUGAUGUAAUAAGUUACAAUAUCUUAAUUAAUGGAUAUUGCAAGUGCGGAAGAGUAGAUGAGGGUUGGAGGCUUUACAAAGAGAUGCUUCAGAAAGAUUAUAAGCCAACAGUAAUUACGUUUAACACUUUGUUAACUGCCCUUUUUCAAGGAGGGAGAGUUGAGGAUGGACGAGAACUAUUUGUUGAGAUGCAAAGGUGUGGUGUUGCACCAGAUUCUUCAACUUACAAUAUAUUGUUAGAUGGAUUUUGCAAGAAUAAUUGCCUCACGGAAGCACUGGAGUUGUUCCAGCUUCUAGAAAGGAAAGGACAUGAACUCACUAUUGAAAUCUUUAACUGUGUGAUUGAUGGGUUGUGUAAAGGAGGAAAACUUGAAGAUGCUACCAAACUGUUUGAGAGUUUGUCCCGGAAAGGCUUGGUGCCAACCGUUGUUACAUAUUCUAUCAUGAUUCAUGGUUUCUGUAAAAAUGGUCAAUUGGAAAAGGCAAAUAAUUUGUUCUUGGAGAUGGAAAGGAAGGGAUGUUUUCCGAAUGUUGUCACAUUUAAUACGCUUAUGCAUGGUUUCUGUGAUAACAAUGAUGCGCCACGGGUAGUAGGCCUUCUUCAGAAAAUGGCAGAGAAACAUAUUUCACCAGAUUUAUCAACAAUAUCUCUCGUUAUAGAUUUACUGUCGAAGGAUGAAAAAUAUCAUGAAUUUCUGAACUUGAUUCCAACAUUUCCAAACCAGUCUGCCGAAAAGUGAGUUUUUGGAUGCGGUUCAUCAUAUGGGAUGAACUUUGACUGAACUGUGUGUGUGGGUAAUCUCCCUUUAUCAGAAUUAUAUCAAAGUGUAUUCAGACGAUGAUGAGUAUAUCUGAUCUCAAUGAGUAGGGGCAUGCAAUUCAAGUGCAAACCAGCAAGUUGAAUAUGUGCUAGCAUUCAUGUUUAUGAAUUUUUCACUCCCUUGAUUCCCCUACUUGGAUUCGAAGCCAGAAUUGUUGAAUUCAGCAAUUAUUGAUCAAGGUCUUAUCAAUCACUUGUUGCUGCUUCGAAAUAGCAGAUCUGGCCAGAAAUACAAGUAUUGGAUGAGCAUGGAUAGAUGCUACCUGGUGUUGUUAGAUCACACUGUGGAGUCAAUUAAUCAUCAAUCAGGAUUCUUGGGAGGACCAAUGUGGUGCUGGUUAAACUUUUUUCUUACGGGAAAAAGGUGAUAAACAAGUACUCUUUUGGAAGAUAAACCAAGAAUACAAGGUUGUGUUGAGUUCGAAUGGCAGAGAGAAGCAGUAAUAUAGAUGGAGGGUUUGUUUCCGGCCUUGAAUGUCUUUCUCUUUCUAUCUUGAGGAAAGAACGAAGAGACGACCUAGAGGCUAGAACUUUGCUCUGUAAAAGCUUGAAAAGGAAGUUUGGAGAAGAAGACGACUUAAAAGUUACAGGCUUACAGCUGGAGGAGACAUGUAGAAGCUAGAAUUAGGACUCUUAAUUGUAUUAACGUACAAAAAUGACCCCUUUAUUCGCCAUAUAUGCUAUUUUUAUCCCCUUUAUUUUCCAUUAUAUGCUACUUGUGACACAAAAUUAAAAGGCACCUAAUUAAUUAUUAGCAUGUCAUUUUGUUGAUAAUUAAUUUAUAUUUUUAAUCGGACAAAUUUACUGGUUGUACAUAAUAAAAUUGACCCCUUUGUACAACGGAUUAUUCUUGGAACGUAUUUUUUCAUAUGCCUUUUAAAUUAUUAAUUAUUGUAACGUAUACUAUUUUUUACAUGAAUUGAAAAUAACUUAGAAAAACGACAAAGAAGAUUAAUCGAGCAUUUUAGAUAACUAUAUCAAGAAUGAGAGAAUUUAAGAGCACUUAAUUUAUAUUAAUUUAGGAGCAAUAACUAAUAUCGAAAUACUUGAAAUAUAAUUAUAUAAUAGUUAAGGUUAUAUACUUUAUGGAAAAAUCACAUUAAUUUUGAAUUUUCUUAGCCGAAUCCCCGCACCCGUAUAAUCUUAAAAUUUAGAUUUUGCCGAAUCUGACACUCGGAUCCAUGCCCGCACCCGAGUCCGUGCAACUUUGGUUUUUGCUGUGUACCUUCUUCUGUAGUUCGAGGUGAUUGCAUUACCUUUCUGUUGUAAUAGAGGUAUGGUCUAGCCCUCCUCAUCUUUUUGCUUAAGCUAACACAACACAUCCCAGAUUCUGCUGGGUAAUUGAAUAAAAAAUUUGUAACGUCUCUAAUUUAAACUGAACAUGACAACUAUAAAUAACAAAUCCAUCUAAAAAUAUUGCACUUUAAGUCCGCAAAAAAUAUGCCAAUUCACAUAAAUAUCAAAAAAUUUAACUUAUAAAAAGAUGGAAGAACUGGCAGAAGCACCAAGAAAGGGGAGGGGUGUUGAAGGAAAAAAGUUGUAGGCGAAAGACCAAAAAGAAAAAACUAGUUAACGUCUAGCAUGGCCACAAAAAGUGAAACAGACCUAUUUCAGUUCUCGUCAAUUGUUUAAGAAGCCUAAUCAAUGAAAAGUAGGAAUUGUAGAGUAAUUGAAUUAUUGAAGAAAGUGAUCGAAAUCUUUUUCUGUGAAAGUUAGGCUCUUAGCUAUCUGUAAAUUAAAUCUGAUUUUUUUUGUGGCUUAAUUUGUUGGUGGGACUGCCAACCUUCUUUUCUUUUUGGUAAGGUUAUGUGAUGUAGACAUUAAAUAGAGAAUCCUACCCGGUAACAUGAUUCUCUACAAAACACAUCCUCAUCCUCUAUGAAUGUCAGGUUACCAAUGUGUCCCAAAACUGUAGAGAAAAUAAAAAUAUUCUAUUACCAUGUAUUUUUCUCUUUCCAUGUGGUCCGAAUCUGGACGAAAGGAGUAACCUCCCAUGCUCAUUUUUUCUAUUUUCUGCUUCUACACUUCCACUCAAUGACUCAAAGUGUUACACUGACAGCUCUCUACAACAACAACCCAGUGGAAUCCCACAACGUGGGGUCUGGGGAGGGUAGAGUGUACGCAGACCUUACUCCUACCAAGGUAGGACGGCUGUUUCCGAAAGACCCUCGGCUCAAUGAAAAUCAUAAAAAGAGGUCAGAUAGGCUAAGAAAUUCAAAGCGAUAUGGAAAUGCAAAUAACGAAAGCAACACAGAUAAGAUAGAAUAAUCAAAAUACAGGAAAUAACAGAUAAUAGCAGAAAUCAAAGCACACGAAAUUCUACUGAGAUAAUGCGCCUACUAAUAAUGAAGGAUAACGAGACUAUCUACUAGCCUUCUACCCUAAUGUGGGUCCUCCAAACCCUCCUAUCUAAGGUCAUGUCCUCGCUAAGCUGUAACUGCGCCAUGUCCUGUCUAAUCACCUCUCCCCAAUAUUUCUUCGGCCUACCCCUACCUCUUCUAAAACCAUCCAUGGCUAACCUCUCACACCUCCGCACUGGGGCAUCCGUACCUCUCCUCUUGACAUGCCCAAACCAUCUCAGUCUCGCUUCCCGCAUCUUGUCUUCCACCGAGGCCACUCUCACCUUAUCCCAAAUAGUCUCAUUCCUAAUCCUGUCUCUCCUUGUGUGUCCACACAUCCAUCUCAACAUUCUCAUCUCGGCAACUUUCAUCUUUUGAACGUGAGAGAUCUUAACUGGCCAACACUCCGCCCCAUACAACAUAGUCGGUCUAACCACCACUUUGUAGAACUUGCCCUUAAGUUGCGGUGGCACCUUCUUGUCACAUAGCACUCCGGAAGCGAGCCUCCAUUUCAUCCACCCUGCCCUAAUACGAUGUGUGACAUCCUUGUCAAUCUCUCCGUUGCCUUGCAUGAUAGACCCAAGAUACUUGAAACUACUUUUCUUCUGGAUGGCCUGGGUACCAAGCCUAACUUCCACGCCAACCUCCUGAGGUGCUUCACUGAACUUGCACUCCAAGUACUCUGUCUUGGUCCUACUCAGCUUAAACCCUUUAGACUCCAAGGUAUGUCUCCAACCCUCUAGCUUAGCGUUAACUCCACUACGAGUCUCGUCGAUCAGGACUAUGUCAUCCGCGAAAAGCAUACACCAUGGCACCUCACCUUGAAUUUGUCGCGUCAAUCCAUCCAUCACCAAGGCAAAUAAAAACGGACUAAGAGCUGAUCCUUGAUGCAACCCCAUCCCAACUGGGAAGUGCUCUGAGUCCCCUCCUACUGUCCUUACCCUGGUUUUGGCUCCCUCAUACAUGUCCUUGAUCACUCUAGUGUACGCCACAGGUACACUUUUAGCCUCCAAACAUCUCCAUAGGAUCUCUCUUGGAACUUUGUCGUAAGCCUUUUCUAAGUCGAUGAAUACCAUGUGUAAAUCCCUCUUCCUCUCCCUAUACUGCUUGACCAGUCUCCUCAUAAGAUGGAUGGCUUCUGUAGUUGAGCGUCCCGGCAUGAAUCCGAACUGGUUCUCUGAAAUAGACACGCCUCUCCUCACCCUCAUCUCCACCACCCUUUCCCACACUUUCAUAGUAUGGCUUAGCAGUUUGAUACCUCUAUAGUUGUUGCAACUCUGGAUAUCCCCCUUGUUCUUGUAUAGAGGGAUCAUUACGCUCGACCUCCAUUCUUCGGGCAUCCUUGCCGUCUUAAAGAUGACAUUAAACAACCUAGUCAGUCACUCCAAACCUACCGAGCUCGCGCUCUUCCAAAAUUCCCCAGGAAUCUCGUCCGGUCCGGUCGCUCUUCCCCUGUGCAUCCUACGAACAACACUCUUAACCUCCUCAACCUUAAUACUCCUGCAAUACCCAAAAUCGUGACGCCUCCCUGUAUGUUCCAAAUCUCCCAACACAAUGUCUCUGUCCCCUCCUUCAUUCAAGAGUUUAUGGAAGUAUGACUGCCAUCUCCGUCUAAUGAGAGUCUCCUCUACCAAUACUUUUCCAUUGCUCGUCCUUGAUGCACUUCACUUGAUCCACAUCGCGUGCCCUUCUCUCCCUCGCCUUGGCUAGCCUGAACAAUUUCUGAUCCCCGCCUUUCUCUUCUAGUCCAGCAUAAAGACGUUCAAAAGCUACCGUUUUUGCCGUCGAAACUGCCAACUUCGCCUCCUUCCUCGCUAUCUUAUAAAGUUCCCUAUUCGUCCACUUCUCCACCUCAUCCUUGCUUUCGAUCAACUUCGCAUACGCCACCUUCCCUUGCACUUCUCCAUUCCACCACCAGUCCCCUCGAUGCCGACAACGGCCACCUGACGAGACCCCCAACACUUCCCUUGCUACAACCCUAAUGCAACUAGCCGUCCUAUCCCACAUACUGGUCGCAUCCCCACUACUAUCCCAGGCCCCCAUAUCCUUCAAUUUCUCUCCCAUCUCCAAGGCACUAUUCGUGGUCAAAAAAACCUUCCGGAAAAUUCACCGUCGACGGAGCAGCGGCGUUCUCUCCCAUCUCCAAGGCACUCUUCCAUUUCUAUUGCUGCCUGAGAGUGGUAUGUUUGCUUGUACAUUAUUUCCAAGAGUUUGUAGAGCUCCUCAUUUAUCUACCUUGCAAAUCUCUCCCGAAUAAGAUCACAUAGCAUUGCACCUGUGACUUGUGCUGCUUGUCGGCUGGAGAAUAUUGAAAAUGAUGCAACACUUUAGAUAGCUGCUUAUCACUGCACCAUCUCUAUUUUCAGAUAUUGGUUCUGCUUUUCAUAUCCAACUUUAAAUCUUACAUUCCUGUAAAUUCAUUUUAUGCUCCUCCAUACUGCCGCUCCAUAAGGUUGUGUGGUCUACCCUGUUUCUACUCCUUUAUCUUUUUGAUAAGGUAAAGCUUUAUUGAGUAAGGACAGCAACAAGAAAGUGCCGGUAGUUACAUUAGAAAAUCGCCACCUAUCAGUUAGUCUUCACUGGAUGCUUAGUGAGUUGAUAAAGUCAAUCAUGGCGUCAGCCUCACUUACAACAGCCAACAACAAGAACAUACCAGUAUAGUCCCACGAGUGGGGUCUGGGGAGGGUGGGUGUACGCAGACCUUACCCCUACCUUUGUGGGGGCAGAGAUGUUGUUUCCAUAGACCCUCGGCUCAAGAAAAUUGUUUUUCAGAACAGGUAGACUCACUUACAACAGCCAUGUUCCAAAAAUAAAGCAAAAAAUACAUUUAAACUGAAGAUUAAGAUAAGUAUCUUUGUUGUCUUAAAAAAGGCUGGAGAUUCUUUCUCCUGAUGGACCGCCAUAUUGUUGCCGGAAUAGAGUUCCAUAUUUUGAGGGAAGCUUUGUUUAGACCAGCUCUGCAGAAAUUGUAAAGCUGAUUUAGUUCCAACAGACUGAAUAUCAAGUUCCAGGUUGUGAGGCAACUGUACCAUGUAACAAAAGGUUGUUGGUGUCUUCGUACUGGUUUUUAUGCAAAGCACAUCUGUUACAGAUAAUCAUGUACCAUCAUCUGAAUGUAUUUAUAAGCAAUGACCCUUCUCCACAUGCUUUUUCUUCUACCUCGAACCUCCAUAUCAAUUUUCCUGAUACUUUUCUGUUGAACACUCAAAUUUCCUAAUUCUGAAUUCCCAACUUCUUAUGAAAUGUGACCGUUAUUCAUCUAACAAAAUAAUUUUUUACAGCCCCUCCAAUGCCCUACCGAAUUUUUUUCUGUAAUAUUUUCAACUUUUGUGCUAGUAUUGCUGGUGUAUAAGAGCGUCAUUUAUGCCAUUGGUUUUUCUUAAAUCAAGUAACUGCUAUAUAUGACAUUGCUAUACUGGACAAUACUCUUCUAUUUUUAUCUCUCUUACCCCCUUCGAUAAAGUAUCUCUUAUGCUACAUUUUGAGCAUUUGUUUGGUUCUUUAAAUCACUGGGUUCCUAACUGCACUAUCCUUGUGUGUCGUAUCCAAUGGUAAUCCUAAAUAAAUCACCAGGAGAGAGUCAACAUUAUAGUUGAGAAACUCUCCAAUUGUUCACCUCUCUGACUGGUAUUUAUUUUCUGCAUCUUUAAAUUGUUAAGCAUGUUGUUUUUAGCAUAACACAUCACAAAUGUACUAUCUGCAAAUAACACGUGUAAACUAUCUUGGCUCCCCCUCUUGGUUGUGGAUCCAUUUAGGAACCUUCAGACAGUGCUCUGUCUACUCUAUCAUCUAACUGAAUUCUUCUAUUCCUAGUGCGAAUAGCAUGGUGAUGGAGGAUCUCCUUAUUUCAGAAUUCAGACCCCUUGUGCUUCUAACAAUUUGUAGGAUUUCAAUUAACCAUGAUCGAGAAUUUUACAAUAGAUAUGCAUAAGUGGAUCCAAUGUUAUCAUAUAUUAAAAGCACUUGACCUCAUGGCAACAGAGUUAAGUUCAAUGAAUUAUUAACUACUUUUUUUCUGUAUUUUUUAUUAGUAUUUUAAGAAUAUUAUAUUUGUCCCCAGACCCCACAUUGUGGGAUUCAACUGGGUAUGUUGUUUGUUGUAUAUUUGAAGUUAUAGAGAGGGUGGUUAUUUAUUAUGUUUAAUCAUUUGUUUCAAAUUAGAUCAAACACUAACAAGAACCACCAAGUUUGUUUAUUUUCUUGUAUUUGGUUUCUCGAUAUCCCUUUUCUCAUAACAGUUGGUGCAUAUUACACCUUCUAAGUUUGCGCUCCUUUUUUGUGCUUCUGUUUGUUCUUACUUUAAUCCUGGUGUGCUAUCUUCUUGUUCCAUCUCUACAUAGUGUUUGUAUCCCUAUCAGUACACAGACUACACGUACAUGUAACAUAAAGUAGAGUGGACUUCACUAGCUUGGAGUUGAUAAUUUGUUGUUCAUUCUUCUUUAUGUGCAUUGGAAAUAGUUUUCUUUUUGAAAGCUGAUUUACAUAACCAAAGAUAACCUCUCCAGUUGGGUGCAAACCUUGGAAAUCAGGAUGAAACAAAAAACACUAGAUGAUUUUUUCUCAUCUACGUAAGCUUUGGUGGUCUUUACCGAGUACUUGGUGGACAAAGUUACCUAAUAGUACUUGUAUUGGUGGAAGGUAGCUGGUAAUCGAUGGAAUAGUUGAGUGAGCUAAGACUGCUUGCACACCACUGUUAUCACAGAAGGAAAAAAAAGAGUAACAUAUCCUGUUUGUAGCCUACCUAUUACUAGACUUCAGGUAUUGAAUAUUCUUACAAAUUACAACUACUAAAAUAUUUAGAUCUAAAUUUCUUCAUUUUGUUUGCAGGACUGCUUUCAAUUCAUUGGUGUUCAACUCUCCCUUCUAUAUCAGAUGCUGCAAAAAUUCUGUCAAUUCUGGAAGGGCACAUUUGACAAGAAUUAUUCCGCCUUCUCCUCUGUCAAGCCCAAGAAGAAACUGCUGAGCAGCUACUUGGGGCAUCUUUCACUUAACUAAAAAUAUUGUUUCCCUACUUUCAAACAACUGACAUGAUCAUAAUAAAAAGUAGCAGUGCUGGGCAGAUUACUUCUCAUCAAGGGAUGGCCUUAGAAUAAAACUUUGUCCUCCAUAAUAUGGGUCUCUUUGAGCAGGCAGGGUGAAAUUCUGCAACAAGGCUGUUACUGUAUUGAAAUACAGGAGAAAAAGAAGGUGAUGGUGACAGCGCCACAUUAUCAAGUAGAGGCAUCGUUAAUUUUAAUUGUUUGCCUGGGUAGAACACCUAUUGAUAAUGGGCGGUGGCACAUCUGUACUCUCGGACAAUUGCCUUAAUAUUUUACUAGUUUGUAACCGUGACCGGCCAUGUAUGGAGGAAAACUAGCUCUCGUAACUGGUUUGUUGAGCAUAUAUUUGCUGAAUUUACUGUGCUGAAGAAGCUGUCUUUUGAGGAAUA